Messenger RNA from Helobdella robusta, 243 nucleotides. RefSeq lists its product as hypothetical. The record is from RefSeq and is a predicted model, not a curated record. The transcript is spliced from 2 exons. The annotation marks the transcript as partial. NCBI's taxonomy places the organism in Eukaryota, Metazoa, Annelida, Clitellata, Rhynchobdellida, Glossiphoniidae.
UGUGUGCGUGUGUGUGUUUGUGUGUGUGUGUGUGUGUGUGUGUGUGUGUGUGUUCUAUGUAUGUAUGUAUGUAUGUAUGUAUGUAUGUAUGUAUGUAUGUAUGUAUGUAUGUAUGUAUGUAUGUAUGUAUGUAUGUAUGUAUGUAUGUAUGUAUGUAUGUAUGUAUGUAUGUAUGUAUGUAUGUAUGUAUGUAUGUAUGUAUGUAUGUAUGUAUGUAUGUAUGUAUGUAUGUAUGUAUGUAUG